AUGCAGUCGUUGGUAAAGGGGGCUGCUGGUGAUAUCACGUGCAGGGUGAGUUCGGUGCUCAAUCGAGACACGAAGCUGUUCGGGAAGCAGCACAUGCUCGAUGGUUCCGACGAAACCUGCUGGAACUCGCACCAGUGGGUCGUUGUUGUGUUCCCCGAGGCGGUGGACGUGGCCGAAGUCAGGAUCAUGUUUCAGGGCGGAUUUGUAGGACAGGAGUGUAAAUUCUUGGUUUCGCCUGAGGAGAAGUCGAAGGAGUUCGCCUUCCUCGCCAACUUCUAUCCCGAGGACUGCGAGGCCAAGCGAGUGCGCCAGCUCAAGCUGCUGUUCGACAAGAGUACCGACUUCUACGGGCGCGUCACCAUCUACCAACUCGAUGUCCUGGGCCAGCCCUCCCCCGCCGAAUAA
Messenger RNA from Acanthamoeba castellanii str. Neff, 405 nucleotides. RefSeq names its product galactosebinding domain containing protein. The coding region runs from base 1 to 405 and encodes 134 amino acids. The transcript has 5 exons. NCBI's taxonomy places the organism in Eukaryota, Discosea, Longamoebia, Acanthamoebidae. The record is from RefSeq and is a predicted model, not a curated record.